Molecule: messenger RNA, 3514 nt
Organism: Numida meleagris (helmeted guineafowl)
Lineage: Eukaryota; Metazoa; Chordata; Aves; Galliformes; Numididae
Gene: TSPO2
Product: translocator protein 2
Exons: 4
Coding region: 1758-2252 (164 amino acids)
Cellular component (GO): membrane; endoplasmic reticulum
Molecular function (GO): cholesterol binding
Source: RefSeq, a predicted model, not a curated record
GUAAUUUUACAGUAAUACAGGAUGAGGUAAUGUGACUCAAAGCAGAAAUAUCGGGACAUCAAUCUGUGUAACAAAGGAGAAACACUGCUGUGCCGAAGGAAGUUUGCCCAGUUCAUGGCCAGGCUUGCCCCUCCUGCAGCGCUGUCCACACUUGUGACAGGGUCUGUGUGCGCCCAGGCUGCGUCUGAAACCAUCAGCUUAAUCAUUAGAUGCUGUCUAGAAGUGGGUAUCCCCAUCCUGUGCUGGAAGCAGGCGCCUGCCCAGGCCAUGACAUCUCUGCCAUGAGCCAGUCUGCCGUGAUCCACCACGGAAAAUCUGCACAGUAUUAUCCCACAUUCCCAUUACCCCCUUCUUUGCUCUGAACUCAGGCAGGACUGAUAGGACUUGCUAUUUUUCCCCUCUUUGCAUUUGCUCUUCCGCUGCCAUGACCUAUCAGCCCCAACCUCACAGACUUACCAAGAUCUUUGUGAUCUGACACCCAACUUUUAAUUAAUGCUUUCAGUGUUUUAGACUCCAAAACAGCUGGGGGAUUCCACUGCCAUGUGCCAAGCAGACAGGCAAUGGAGUUCUGUGCUCCAGGCCAGGGAGGAGAUGCUCCCAGCUACCAACUGCUGCAGUGUUUGCUGGGACCGUGCUGCCCAUGGCCCCACGCUGGCACUGGGAGCACUGGGAGCACUGGGGCUGCUCGGUGCCGUGCUGUGCCUUGCAGCAUGGCACAAGCUCCCACUUGCAAGUCGCAACAGCCUUGAAAGGAUGUGCAGCGGACUGCUGCUUGAUGAACGCAUGUUGCAUUCGUUAUUUCAAAGUGGUAAUUACACUGUACAAACACACUGCCUCAAUAGCACCGUGUUGAUUUAUGCUGGCUGAAAAUCUAUCCCCUUACCAUGUGGGUUGUUUUUUCUUUUUCCUUUUCUCCUCCCCUCCCCCCAAAAAAAUUUUCUUCGGAGCCCAAUAAAACAGAAGCUCUCACUGGUUCUGUUACAGCAGUAAUACUGCAUUCUGCCAGGAACAAGCAAUCCUGCCCCCGGCCAUGGAAUUCAGGUAAUGACCCAUAACCGAAGUAAAUUAGUGUUUAAUUCCCCAUCCCUCGCAGACAGCUUACUAAUGGAAAUUGAUUUCUAGCUUUUUUCGUUUUAAUUUAACAUGCUCGUCUCAUGUCUUUAUUUCAGAUCCAAGUGCUUCCCGGUGACUUUCAGCCCAAGGGUGACCAGCGAGCUGUGCAGCAGUGCCCAGCAAUGCCCAGGGCAGAGGUUCCCCACAGGCACAGCAGCUCCUCCUGCUCAUGCCCAGCCCAUGCUCUGAGGCUGAUCCCUGGGUGGAAUACAUUGCUGUAGCUCGUAUCCCCGCAACACCCCCAAGCUUCUUGCUACCACGGACCUGAUCCUCAUCCCCAUCUCUCACGCAACUCAUUUGCAUGACACGCUUUAUGCUUUUGCAUGGGCAGCGUGCUCCUGUGCCUAACCCUGCUUUGUCCCACACGUCACCCCGAGCAUGCCCUCACCCCGAGCAUCACUGCGGUGCCAGCCCCAGGGCCAGGCUGUGCACGCAGGGCCCCAGCUGCCUGACCUGGGCUCUGUAAUCUGACCCAGCCAGCAGCGUGCACACACCCCUUUUCUCAGCUAUUUGGGCAAAACUCAACGGACGUUUCCCUCCUUGUACAGGAGCACCAGCACUGCAGGCAGAAGCUGGCCUCGGAUGUCUGACCCUUUGCACAGGAAGGACGCAGGCAAAAGACUACUUCACAUCACCAAGGAAGGAUGUGGGCUUACACCGUUGGUUUUACUGUCCUGCCUCACGUCGGGGGUUUCCUUGGCUGGUUCAUCAAUCGGAAAGAGACACCUGUUUGGUACGAGAAGCUGAAAAAACCCUCGUGGUGUCCACCCCGCAAAAUGUUUCCUGUCGCUUGGACCGUCCUGUACACUGGCAUGGGCUAUGCCUCCUACCUGAUAUGGAACGACCUGGGUGGCUGCAGCAGCAAAGCUAUCAUCCCACUUGGCCUCUACGGGGCUCAGCUGGCCUUGAACUGGGCUUGGCCUCCCCUCUUCUUUGGUGCACGUAAUCUGAAGAUGGCGCUGAUUGACAUCCUGUGCUUAGACAGCCUGGCCAUAGGCACCGUGUGCUCCUGGUACCCCAUCAACAAGGUGGCAGCGCUGCUGAUGGUGCCCUACCUGGGCUGGCUGGCCAUGGCCACCUGUCUCACCAUUCACAUCUGGAAGGACAACCCUGAGCAAAAAACAGGAAAGAAUGAAUAAGAGCAGGACAGAAAUGAAGGCAUUUUGUGAAACCAAACUAUGCUGAUGCGAAUCAAGAUCUAAUAAUUUGGGGGAUUUACUUUUGAGUAGGCAGAACGCACCUCCUCCUCCGACCUUCAUCAUGGUUGUAUAAAAGAGGUUUCCACCAGACACCUGUUUGUUUCUAUAGAGCAAUCAGGCAUCUUUGGGAACUUUCUUUCCAACACUGCUGAGGUUUUGGGGCAGCUGCAUGGUGCUAUCAGAUCAGACUGCACUAGCCAAAUUAGGAUCUCAUGAAACCAGCAAAAUUCAGAUUAGCAGCCCUGGGCCUCCUCCUAACCUGCUACCAUUCCUUUAGAACAGAAAUUGUUCACAUGUGGUAAAUCCCAUCUCUUCUGGACCAAAUAAAAAUGCCCUUCACUGACGCACACCCAUUUUUAAGAACUUGUAUUUUUGCUAUUCUUGCUGUUGCUUCAUUUCAUGUAUCACCUGGUUUGUGCUUUAUACCAUUAACUUUUUGUAUGUCAGUUCUUGAGCAGGCAGUAAUCUGUCUUGUUCUGCUACAGAAGGAAACUGGGCACUUUGACUUCUAUUUGUGGAGCAUUGCACUUGCUGAGUGUGUUGCUCCAAGAUAAAGCAGCAAUGAUUAGAAUGCAAGUGCUUGUCCCAAGAGAAAAUAUCUCUAUUCCACCUUUGCAUGCUAUUCCUUACCAGAAGGCUGACAUCAAUGCCUUGGGUGGGUGAGAGGACAUAAAAACAGACAAAAAGCCCUUAAAACGUUUGGUUUUUUUUAAGUAAAGAAUCACAAGACCAUUUUUUAAAAUGUAAAAGCUUGCUCCCACUGCCCUGAAAGUUGUAAUUAUAUGACUAGCAAAAAAUCAUGCCCAGUCUGUCAGAGGCCGUACAGGUAUCUCAUCCCACAGUAUUUCCAUUCCCUGAACAUUAUUCCUCAGGAAAAGCUAAAAUACAAGCAUCCCUAGAGGAAAAGGAUCAAGCCAUGACACAGAAUCAGGCGUGAAAGGUGAAUGGACAAGCCCCUGACCAUCCUUUAUUCUGGCUUUUGUAUUUGAUAGAUCUGAACCUUAAAAAUGUUGCUAUCUACAGAAAAUAUUUACUAUUACUUUUUUAAUCAAUAGAAGUAAUUUACGGGAAGAAAAGCGGUAAGGGAAUCUUCUUUCUGGCAGCUGACUGUAGAUUAAGGUGCGUGGGUUUCUUUGCAAAGGUUUGAGGGUAGAGAGGCUUAGCUGGGAAUGUAAAAUAAACUGUAUUUGCUUGCAAUAAAA